Molecule: messenger RNA, 1092 nt
Organism: Cylindrotheca closterium
Lineage: Eukaryota; Bacillariophyta; Bacillariophyceae; Bacillariales; Bacillariaceae
Source: the annotation of a GenBank genome assembly
AUGGAACAAUUGUUGCGGAUUUUUGCAUACUUGGAUCAACACCCAAAGAUGACCCUAUACUUUGAUUGGAGAAUCCCAAACGCAGAUUUUUCUGGAGUCAAGUCAUCGUACAAAGAGUUCCGUACUCUAUACAGAGAUGCUGAGGAACAAUUGCCAUCGAACAUGCCAAAACCAAGAGGUAGGCGAGUGGGAAGCUUGGCAUACGUUGAUGCCUCGCAUGCAGCAAACAAGAAGACUCGUAGAUCGCAUACCGGCUAUGUCAUCUUCUUGAAUAGGGCGCCUAUUAUUUGGCACAGCCGGAGGCAGAAUACAGUGGAGGCCAGCACUUUUGGGGCUGAAUUCAUUGCUCUGAAAUCAUGUAUUGAAGCAAUUACGCAUUUACGCUACAAGUUGCGUAUGUUUGGGAUCCCACUGGAUGAGGAACCAACACAGGUGUUAGUGGACAAUGAAGCGGUUGUUAAAAACUCGUCACUGGUAGAAUCUACGUUGAACAAAAAGCACAAUUCAAUUGCUUAUCAUUAUGCACGUUGGAAUGUGGCAGCUCGGGUGAUUGCAGUUUCAUGGAUUGAUGGUGCAAUCAAUAUUGCAGAUGCAUUUACAAAGCGAUUAACACAAAUGAGGAGAGAAAACCUUUUUGGUUCUUGGAUUUCCUUUUACGAACGUCUAUCAACUUUCCUUUACCUUUAUCAUCCUCCUAGUAAGUCUAUCGCUACACGACGUAUUUUACAUUUUCCCGUGCCAUCUAAUCGGAAGAAAAAUCGAGCGAAAGUCAACAAGAAAUGGUACUACUAUCAUGUUAAAUCUAAAUCCUGGAAGCUCUGUGAUGAUCAGUCCAAGGCGACUAAUCGCCCCCAUGCACUCCUAUCUGGUGCUCCAACUCCAGCUCCAGCACCUGCAGCUCCAGCUCCCGCUCCUCCAGCGGCUGCGGCUCCUGUUGCUCCUGCUCCGCCCGUCAACCAAGUCCCCUCUGGCGAUGCCUCUGCUUUGACCGCUGCAACUUCUGCUACCAACCUUCCUCAGAUUCGUCAGCAGGUCUCUACCAUUGCCACAGGCAUGAACCAACUCAUUGAUCAAGUGAACCGUGCCACUUGA